Cylindrotheca closterium is the source of this 738-nucleotide messenger RNA. The record is from the annotation of a GenBank genome assembly. Lineage: Eukaryota; Bacillariophyta; Bacillariophyceae; Bacillariales; Bacillariaceae.
AUGAGAAUCUUACUACAAGGUCUUAGAUACCAAGCCCGAUUCGGAAGUAAUGCGAUCCUCAAGCACUCAAUUUUGAAUGCUAGUAUUAAGGCGCAACUAUCAUGCGUUUCACCGUUGACAGAGAAACUGAAUCGGACUCAAACGAGACUGCUUUCGACCAGUGCGGCAUCAAAUCUUCUUGAUUCUCUUCGUAGAGAAUACGAAGAAGAAGUUCAAUCUGGGCAAAAUGAAAUUGCAGAAGACCUAUUAUUACUAAAGAAUCAAUUGGAAGAAAACUGGCGUAUCGUUGAAGAAGGCGCCACUACGACUCUCUAUUCAAAGUCUAGUCAAAAGAUUCAAGUGUCAUUCCAUUGUCAGGAUUCCGUAGAAGAGGUUGAAACCAAUGAAGAUCCGAUCGACAAUGAAGGAGAAGAAGAAGAAAUGUCUAUGCCUGUUCAUUUUCAGGUCACCCUCUCCAAGGCUGGAAAGUCCCUCAUCCUUGAAUGCCUUUCAAAUUGUGGAGAAGCGAGUGUAGUCGGUGUACGCACUGAAGCCGAAGACAUAGAGGAAUCGGAACUGUAUCAAGGGCCUGAGUUCGUAGAACUUGACGAAAGUUUGCAGGAAUCAUUUUCAAUGUUCUUGAAGGAGGAACUUGCCGUGGAUGAUGACGUUGCCAUCUUUAUCGCGAUGCAAUCCGAUUACAUUGAACAAUCCCAAUAUUUGCAAUUCUUGAAAGAUGUCCAAUCCAUCAUAGAAUAG